This is a messenger RNA of Cynocephalus volans (Philippine flying lemur), 1317 nucleotides long. RefSeq names its product KIT ligand (gene KITLG). The record is from RefSeq and is a predicted model, not a curated record. The transcript has 12 exons. NCBI's taxonomy places the organism in Eukaryota, Metazoa, Chordata, Mammalia, Dermoptera, Cynocephalidae. Gene Ontology annotation, molecular function: stem cell factor receptor binding; cytokine activity. Gene Ontology annotation, cellular component: plasma membrane. Gene Ontology annotation, biological process: cell adhesion; positive regulation of cell population proliferation. Bases 1 to 1317 code for a protein of 438 amino acids.
AUGAAACAGCUCCCCACGCGCCACCCGCGCUCGCUCUCGCACGCAGAUUUAUUUGUGCAGCUCCCAGGUGGGCGCGGGGCGCGGGGCGGACGCGGGUGCAGCCCCGGGAGCCAAGCCAACCCGGAGCUCCUAAGCGGCAGGCAGCGCUCGGCGGGGCGUGGAACCUGCCCGGCCCGCCCGGGAAACUUGGCUCCCCGCGGCGUUUGCCUAUCUGUGUGCAUGGAGUUAAAAUGGAGAGAGCAAACGAAGGAGGAAUCUGAUGAUGUAGAAAGAGCAUUAGUGUGGAGAAUCAGAAGAACGGUGCUGGGCUUGGCACUGCCUGCAGGACGUCGUUCAAGCAGUUCGCUCUCUUCUGACCUAGAUUACCAGUUGCUUCGUUUUACUGAAUCAUCCCCAUGGGCAUACAGACAUCCUGGAACUCGAGAAGUGUCUGCAUACCUGUACUUCAUCCAGAGAAUCCAGCUGAAGUUACUAGGUAGCAGAACAAGCACCAAUAUGUACUUUAUUUUUACUUGGAUUAUCACUUGCUUUUAUCUUCAACUGCUCCUAUUUAAUCCUCUCGUCAAAACUAAAGGGAUCUGCGGGAAUCGUGUGACUAAUAAUGUAAAAGACGUCACAAAAUUGGUGGCAAAUCUUCCAAAAGACUAUAUGAUAACCCUCAAAUAUGUCCCCGGGAUGGAUGUUUUGCCUAGUCAUUGUUGGAUAAGCGAGAUGGUAGUACAGUUGUCAUACAGCUUGACUGAUCUGCUGGACAAGUUUUCAAAUAUUUCUGAAGGCUUGAGUAAUUAUUCUAUCAUAAACAAACUUAUGAAUAUAGUGGAUGACCUUGUGGAGUGUGUGAAAGAAAACUCAUCUAAGAAUGUAAAAAAAUCACCUAGGAGCCCAGAACCCAGACUCUUUACUCCUGAAGAAUUCUUUAGAAUUUUUAAUAGAUCCAUCGAUGCCUUCAAGGACUUUAUGGUGGCAUCUGAAACUAGUGAUUGCGUGGUUUCUUCAACAUUUAGUCCUGAAGAAGAUUCCAGAGUAAGUGUCACAAAACCAUUUAUGUUACCCCCUGUUGCAGCCAGCUCCCUUAGGAAUGACAGCAGUAGCAGUAAUAGGAAGGCCGAAAAUUCCACUGGAGACUCCAGCCUACACUGGGCAGCCAUGGCAUUGCCAGCAUUCUUUUCUCUUGUAAUUGGCUUUGCUUUAGGAGCCUUAUACUGGAAGAAGAGACAACCAAAUCUUACAAGGGCAGUUGAAAACAUACAGAUGAAUGAAGAGGAUAAUGAGAUAAGUAUGUUGCAAGAAAAAGAGAGAGAGUUUCAAGAAGUGUAA